CUUGUUAGCAAAUUCAUCUUCCAAACCAGUUUUGCUCAUACGGUAGCAUCCAGGGGCCUUAUUGUCCGUUUGUGUGGGUUUUUUGAAAUAUAUUAUUCCCCUCCUGCCACAAGCAUGGAGUCCGGCGACUCAGGGCGAGGAGGGUGGAAAUCCAAAUCAGUCCAACCACAGAAAAACAAAAUGAACAUGAAUAUUCUCCGUCAAGAAAAACUUAUAGCUCAGAAGAAGAAAGAAAUAGAAGCCAGGAUGGCUGAGCAAGCCAAAAUGAAUCUGCAAGCCACAAGCAAGCCUAUAAGUUCCCCCAGUUUCCAGGGAGCGUCCUCAAAUAAGUUUGCAAAUGACGGAAGCUUCUUACAACAGUUUAUGAAGCUGCAGAAGGAGAAAACCAAUAAUACAUCUGGUUCCACCAGUGAUACCAAGACCCCUGCGGCCUCAACUUCAUCACCAGGAGGAAACACGCUACAGAAAAAGAGUAUUUUUGUGGGCCAGCGGCCUGGCCUUGGAGUCAGUAGCAUGCUUAGUCAGUUCAAGAACUAUUCACAGCCCAAGAAGACCCCUGUUCUCAGCCAGAGGCCGAGUGUGUUUUGCUCCCCAGAUGAUGAAGAUGAGGAGGAAGAGGCUGAUUACUCCAAAUUCUUGGAGAUGAAAGUCUCUCCCCCAGAGGACUCAGACACCAGACUCAUUAUCGACAAGAUGGCCUCUUUUGUGGCGGAGGGAGGACCGGAGCUGGAGAGGAAGGCCCAGGAGGACUACAAGGACAAUCCUGUUUUCUCAUUUUUAUAUGACAGGAGCAACUUGGACUAUCUUUACUACAAAAAAAGAGUUGCUGUAUUGAGAAAGAAUAUGAAAAGACCUGAGGCUACAUCAGAUAAUGUCUCCCCCCCAGUGGACGCGGAAACCCAGCAGGUGGCUGAGAAGCUGGCCAAGUUUGUGGCGGAAGGUGGGCCAGAGGUGGAAGCCAUCGCUGCUGAGCGCAACAAAGACAACCCUGCCUUCAGUUUUUUAUUUGACCACCAAAGUCCAGCCUACCAUUUCUAUAAAGACAAAGUAAAAGAGUAUUGUGCCACAAGCUCUGAGAGCUCUUCACCUCCAGCAACAGACUCCAAGAUAGAUAUUCAGCGACCAGCUGCUUCUCCAUUACCUCCACCGCAGACCCGGACGUCCGUUCCCCACGUUCAAGAGUCCGAAACGCCACCUGUGAAACGGAAAAGAAAGAGCAGAUGGGGGUCUGAAGAUGACAAAGUCGAGUUGCCCGUUCCUCCCGUCAUUGUUCCUCAUGAGAUUAAUCUUCCAGAUCCUAAUACACCCUCUCUAUCUGCCCAGGAGCUGAGAGGUCUUGGUUAUAAGAAAGGGAAGCCUCUUGGUCUGGUUGGAGUCACUGAACUAUCUGAGGAACAGAAGAAACAACUUAAAGAACAACAAGAGAUGCAAGAGAUGUAUGACAUGAUCAUGAAGCACAAGCGUGCGAUGGCAGAGAUGCAGCAGAUGUGGGACAAAGCAUUGAGAGAUAACCAGCAUGAAUACGACAGUGAUGAAGAGGUGGACCAAGAAGCAGGCACCUGGGAGCAUCAGCUACGACAGAUGGAAAUGGAGAAGACACGUGAAUGGGCAGAAUCUCUGACAGAAAUGGGAAAAGGGAAACACUUCAUUGGUGACUUCCUGCCCCCUGAGGAGCUAGAGAAAUUCAUGGAGACCUUUAAGGCUCUUAAGGAGGGUCGAGACCCAGACUACUCAGAUUACAAAGAGUUUAAGUUGACGGUGGAGAAUCUUGGUUUCCGAAUGCUCAUGAAGAUGGGCUGGAAGGAAGGUGACGGCCUUGGCAGCGAAGGACAGGGUAUCAAGGCUCCUGUCAACAAGGGAACUACAGCUGUGAACGGAGCAGGGUUCGGUGUUGAGCGACCAGCUGAGCUCACGAAAAGUGAUGACGAAUAUGACGCUUUCAGGAAGAGAAUGAUGCUUGCCUAUCGCUUCAGGCCUAACCCACUGAAUAAUCCACGGCGACCGUAUUACUAAAACUGAAGAUGGUUUAAACUUGCAGUCGUUUAUCAUAACUCAAAUGGUAGUUUCUGCUGCUGACACACCUCUGCUCGAUUGUGAAAUGGACACUGAAAUUUCAAAUGAGUCCGCGAGACAGUAAUGUUUGAAAAUAGAUUAAAGAUUGGUAGAUCCUACCUUUCAUUUGAUGUUACAUUCAGAAGAAAUGCUUUAUAUUUGAUCACACAUUACUUUUUAAUUUAAUAUUAUAACAACGGGGUCACAUGAUCGUCCUUCUGUAAUGGUCUCACUCUUCAGUUUGUGUCAUCAUUUUGUUCCCUUCAAACUAUCAUAUUUCACAGUCCUCUGUAUAACACUUGCAUUCAGUAAUUUUAAUCAUUGUGCUGUGAUUCAUUUUUAUUUACCUUCAUUGUAUGCUACAAUGUUCACAAUAAAACGACCACUUACUGAAA
Molecule: messenger RNA, 2447 nt
Organism: Mugil cephalus (flathead mullet)
Lineage: Eukaryota; Metazoa; Chordata; Actinopteri; Mugiliformes; Mugilidae
Gene: sugp1
Product: SURP and G patch domain containing 1
Exons: 14
Coding region: 115-2013 (632 amino acids)
Biological process (GO): RNA processing
Cellular component (GO): nucleoplasm
Molecular function (GO): RNA binding
Source: RefSeq, a predicted model, not a curated record